Molecule: messenger RNA, 1878 nt
Organism: Suillus subalutaceus
Lineage: Eukaryota; Fungi; Basidiomycota; Agaricomycetes; Boletales; Suillaceae
Exons: 3
Coding region: 1-1878 (625 amino acids)
Molecular function (GO): protein binding
Source: RefSeq, a predicted model, not a curated record
AUGGGGUGCACCAGCAGCCACCAGCGCCUCCCCAGGGCAUCUGGGUCGAGGUUGGCAGCGUCAAUUUGGCCCCUUCCUGAAGACCUCCAAGAUUCGAACUUCCUCCACAUUGAAGCCUCAGAUUCUUCUAAAACUAUCACUGUAGUGGAUGGGACCUUGUCGCUUCCUAUGUCAAGUUUGGCAAAGCCAAUUCGGCCCCUUCCUGAAGACCAUGAAAAUUUGGAGCUGCAAGUUGAAGUCCUGGAUCCUUCUAAAACCAUAACCACGCCGGUUGGGAUAUUUUCGCUUCCUGCAGAGUUGAUAUGUCACAUUCUGCUUCUCCUUCAUUUCAAAGACCUUUCUUGUUGUGUAUUAGCCUGCAAAACCUUCUGGCAUGUGGCCCAGAGUUUCGCCGACAUUCAAUGCUUAUUCGAGCUUUAUGCUCAGGGCUUCACGGAGACUCCUACCUUGGACUGGGUCGACGUUUCUAGCAAGAUGUAUUCACUCAAGAGAUUGGCAUCCAUGUGGCGGUCUGACUUCCAUUUGAACACCACUUUUGAAGAAACAGUGGCUAUCGGUAUCAUCAACCACUCUCCUGACAUGCAAUCCGUGAAGUGUGGACUUUGGUGGAUGUACGCUAACUGUAGACUCUUCAUUCGGGAGUGUGACACAAACACCAAACCAACCCAGAUGUGGCCGGAGCAGAGAUAUGCCUUGCCUUCUACGAGGUCAGUUGUCAUUGACCCUCUACAGGACCUUGCGGUCGCAGCGUCGUUCGAAACCCGUCAUAAUCAAGAUCGUCACAUCUUUUCGGUGGCAUUUCGGUUGGCUUCAUCACAACGUCCACACCCAGAUUCUGCAUGCACUUCCUUGAAAUGCGAGCAUCCUUGUUACAUGGUACCUGAGAAUCUUUUUCACUUCGUGGAUCAGCCUGCGAUCUGUGGGGAUCGUGUAGUGGUACUCUAUUAUACGAGUGACAUCAGUUCACUGGGGAUAUGGGUGUCGAACAUCUUCAUACAAGUAGUAGAUUGGAGGAAAGGACGUGCGAAGGGUUAUCCUUUAUACGAACUAGGUGGGACAGAUGCGAGUUUCCAUCUACUAGACGAACAGAGGAUCAUUGUCAUCGGUUCGAAAGGCCGUAUGGCCUUGUACACACUUGCAGAACACGAUGGUUUGCCUCAGCUCCGAAUUGCGUAUCUCCUUCCGAAUGUGCGGCUGGACCUUAGUUCCUAUUUCGAUCCAGGACAAAUCAGAGUCAGACCGAUCUAUGUGAUCCAUGCCUCCCCGUCGUUCCACGGUGCGGUGGCUCGCCCAAACCUUAUGCCCGACUAUGUGACCUCUACGGAGUCACAAAUCAUUGUUUUGGAGGUCCUGUCGCGCUCAUGGCAGGUGAUUUUAGUCGUCGAUAUGGCCAUUUUCUCAGCGAAGGCCACACACUCAGAGAUACCCGUCGAGAUUCCCUGGUCAGAGUGGGGACCCAAGUACGCACGCUGCUUUCCGCAUCAUCCAAGCCACCGAAUCAGCGUGUUCGGCAGCAAAAUGGCAUAUGCUCUGCCUCAGGAUCAUACUCCUGAACCUGGACAAAGACUGGAUGAACUCCCUGCCGAGGGUUCCUUCUACGUGCAUAUCUGGGACUUCAAUAGAACUAUUGCUCACUCGGAACGUUCGGACAAUGUCUACGACCACAAUUCACCAGGUCGUCUCAUCCGCAGGCCCGGUCGGCUGGCUCAGACGUGCUUCAACAAAGACGAUGGAGACAUUAUCACGAAUCAUCCUUACACUACUGCUGUCUGCCCCACGGGUUUCUCGACGCGUUACUUUGACCGUUUUUUUUUGGAACAGGAUCGACUUACUUUGAUAUGGGUAGGCGUGCUUGGUAUGGAUACAGGAAUGUUUUAA